Molecule: messenger RNA, 6160 nt
Organism: Salarias fasciatus (jewelled blenny)
Lineage: Eukaryota; Metazoa; Chordata; Actinopteri; Blenniiformes; Blenniidae
Gene: atp11a
Product: ATPase phospholipid transporting 11A
Exons: 29
Coding region: 123-3815 (1230 amino acids)
Biological process (GO): phospholipid translocation
Cellular component (GO): plasma membrane; endoplasmic reticulum; recycling endosome
Molecular function (GO): ATP hydrolysis activity; ATP binding; magnesium ion binding
Source: RefSeq, a predicted model, not a curated record
UUUUUUUUUUUUUUAACAUUCAGGAAGAAGAGAGGAGAGGAAGUCAUGGACAGAGGAGAGUUAACAGUGAAAUAACAUCUGAAAGAAGACUUCAAAACCAAGAGGAAGGACGGAGGGACACCAUGGGGAUGGAUUUCAGCACCCUGCGGACCCUCAUCAGCCGAUAUUGCGUCGGCGAGGAGAACUGGGUCGACAGCCGCACGAUUUACAUCGGACACAAGGAGCCUCCUCCAGGAACCGAGGCCUUCAUACAGCAACGAUUUCCCGACAACAGAAUAGUCUCCUCCAAGUACACGUUUUGGAAUUUCAUCCCGAAGAACAUGUUUGAGCAGUUCAGGAGAGUGGCCAACUUCUACUUUCUCAUCAUCUUUCUGGUUCAGCUGAUCAUCGACACGCCCACCAGUCCCAUCACCAGCGGACUCCCUCUCUUCUUUGUCAUCACGGUCACCGCCAUCAAACAGGGCUAUGAAGACUGGCUGAGACACAAAGCGGACAACGCCGUCAACCGGUGUCCGGUGCACGUGGUGCAGCAUGGGAAAGUGGUCCGCAAGCAAAGUCGCAAGCUCAGGGUGGGAGACGUCGUCUUUGUGAAAGAAGACGAGAGUUUCCCCUGCGAUCUGAUCCUUCUCUCCACGUCUCGAGACGACGGGACGUGCUACGUGACGACGGCCAGCCUGGAUGGAGAGAGCAGCCACAAGACGUACUACGCCGUUCAGGACACAAAAGCCUACAGCACAGAGAAGGAGGUGGACUCCAUUCACGCCACGAUAGAGUGCGAGCAGCCGCAGCCAGACCUUUACAAAUUCGUGGGCCGUAUCAAUAUCUACAUGGGAAACGAGCCGGUGGCCAGGCCGUUAGGAUCCGAAAACCUGCUUCUCCGUGGAGCCACACUCAAGAACACCGAAUAUAUCUAUGCGGUUGCUAUCUACACUGGCAUGGAAACCAAGAUGGCGCUCAACUACCAGUCCAAGUCCCAGAAAAGAUCCGCAGUGGAGAAGUCGAUGAACGCCUACCUGGUGGUUUACCUCUGCAUCCUCAUCGGCAAGGCCGUCAUCAACACGGUGCUGAAAUACGCCUGGCAGGCCGACCCCAACAGAGACGAGCCCUGGUACAACGAGCGCACCGAAACCGAGAGGCAGCGGCACGUCCUGAUCAGGGCGUUCACAGACUUCUUGGCCUUCAUGGUUCUUUUCAACUACAUCAUCCCCGUCUCCAUGUACGUCACCGUGGAGAUGCAGAAGUUCCUCGGCUCCUACUUCAUCAUGUGGGACGACGAGAUGUUCGACGAGGAGCUGGGCGAGCGAGCCGUGGUCAACACGUCGGACCUGAACGAGGAGCUGGGGCAGGUGGAGUAUGUGUUCACGGACAAGACGGGGACGCUGACGGAGAACAACAUGGAGUUCAUUGAGUGCUGCGUGGACGGACACGUCUACGUGCCGCACGCCAUCUGCAACGGACAGGUGAUGCCCGGCGCCUCAGGUAUGGACAUGAUUGACACGUCUCCAGGCCCCGGUGCGCGGGAGCGCGAGGAGCUGUUCUUCCGGGCGCUGUGCCUGUGCCACACGGUGCAGGUGAAGGAGGAGGAGACGGUGGACGGGAUCAAACACGGCCUCCACCAGGGCAAGUCGUCGUCCUUCUACAUCUCCUCGUCUCCGGACGAGGUGGCGCUGGUGGAGGGAAUGAAGAGGCUCGGCUUCACCUACCUGAGGCUCAAAGACGGUCAGAUGGAGAUCUUGAACAGGGAAGAUGAAAUUGAAAAGUUUGAGCUCCUGGAGGUUUUGACGUUCGACUCGGUCAGGCGGCGGAUGAGCGUCAUAGUCCGGGCGAGCACCGGCGAGGUGUACCUGUUUGUCAAAGGAGCGGACUCCUCCAUCUUUCCCCGGGUCGUCUCGGGCAAGGUGGAUCAGAUCAGAGCUCGGGUGGAGCAAAACGCUGUGGAGGGCCUGAGGACGCUCUGCGUCGCCUAUCGCCGCCUGAACCCCGAUCAGUAUCAGGAGGUCUGCCACCUGCUGAGCGCGGCCAAGCUGGCGCUGCAGGACCGGGACAAGCGGCUGGCCGAGGCCUACGACCUCAUCGAGAAAGACCUGAUCCUGCUGGGAGCCACCGCCGUGGAGGACAGGCUGCAAGAAAAAGCCGCAGACACCAUCGAGUCGCUCCACAAAGCCGGCAUGAAGGUGUGGGUGCUCACCGGGGACAAGAUGGAGACGGCGGCCGCGACGUGCUACGCCAGCAAGCUGUUUCGACGCAACACGCAGAUCCUGGAGCUGACCACCAAGCGCACGGAGGAGCAGAGCCUCCACGACGUCCUGUUCGACCUGAGCAGGACGGUCCUGAGGCAGCACGGCGGAAUGACGCGGGACGCCUUCUCCGGGUGCGUCUCGCACGAACCGCCGACGCCUCGUGUCGACGUCCCGGCACUUACCGGGCCUGGUGUGUGUGUGUGUGUGUCCAGAUUAUCAGGCGACUGCACCGACUACGGCCUGAUCAUCGACGGAGCCACCCUGUCCGCGGUCAUGAGGCCCGGCCAGGAGGAUUCCAACUCAGGGAAUUACAAAGAGAUCUUCCUGGAAAUCUGUAGAAACUGCAGCGCGGUGCUCUGCUGUCGAAUGGCGCCGCUUCAGAAAGCUCACAUCGUCAAGUUAAUAAAAGCCUCCAAGGAGCAUCCCAUCACGCUCGCCAUCGGGGACGGAGCCAACGACGUCAGCAUGAUCCUGGAGGCUCAUGUCGGCAUCGGCAUCAUGGGUAAGGAGGGGCGCCAAGCCGUGAGGAACAGCGACUACGCCAUCCCGAAGUUCAAACACCUGAAGAAGAUGCUGCUGGUUCACGGACACUACUACUACAUCCGCAUCUCCGAGCUGGUGCAAUACUUCUUCUACAAGAAUGUGUGUUUCAUCUUCCCCCAGUUCCUCUACCAGUUCUUCUGUGGCUUCUCUCAACAGCCGCUGUACGACACGGCGUACCUGACGCUCUACAACAUCAGCUUCACGUCGCUGCCCAUCCUGCUCUACAGCCUCAUCGAGCAGCACAUCAACAUGGACAUCCUGAAGAAGGACCCCUCGCUCUACAGAGAUAUUGCAAAGAACUCCAUGCUGCAGUGGUCCACCUUCAUAUACUGGACAGUGCUGGGCGUGUAUGACGCCGUCGUGAUGUUCUUCGGCGCUUACUUCCUGUUCGACAACACCACCUUCACCAGCAACGGACAGAUGUUUGGAAAUUGGACGUUCGGGACUCUGGUCUUCACCGUGCUCGUCUUCACAGUCACAUUCAAGCUGGCUCUGGACACUCACUACUGGACGUGGAUCAACCACUUUGUCAUCUGGGGCUCGCUGAUCUUCUUCGUGGUCUUCUCUCUGCUGUGGGGAGGAAUCAUCUGGCCCUUCCUCAACUACCAGAGGAUGUACUACGUGUUCAUGCAGAUGCUGUCCAGCGGCCCGGCCUGGCUCAGCAUCAUCCUCCUCGUCACGGCCAGCCUGCUGCCGGACGUGGUCAAAAAGGUCAUCUGGAGGGCGCUGUGGCCGUCCACCACUGAGCGCAUACAGAACGCUGAUAAGCUCUACAAGGGCCAGCUGUCGGAGUUCACCCCCCUGGCGUCCCUCCACGCCCCGCCCAGCCGCCGCCGCGGAGGCCCGGACAACCAAAGGAACCCUCGAAGGUCUGAACGCCUCGCCAAGAAAAUCAUGUUCACGCGCUGGCAGAGAGCGCCGCCAGACUACUGCACCUUCGCCCCGCUCCUCCGAUUCGCAGAUGGCUCUCGCCAUCCUCCGAGGCGGGGCCACGCCCCCCGCGGCGGGGCGGGCCCCGAGACCUCGGUCUAACGCAUCCCUUCCCGCCCUGUUCCUUUCGCUCCGAUUUGCAUCUGCUGAGAGUGGAAGACGGCGCUCGGAGGAGUUUAGAGUGAAAGUGGCCUUCGUAGCCGCUGUGGCGUGGACGGCGGCGGGCAGGACGCCGUCCGCAGGCUGCCACCGCCGCCGCCAGGAGGAAGGGACACUCCUGAAACCUGCGCUGUGGCCCUUUACAUGAAGUGUGCUUUACUCAUAUGACCUAGAACGGUGAAUGUGAUGAUGAUGAGGAAGAAGAAAGAAGAAGACUGUAACCCGCUUUAAGUCUUCUCUGUGACCUAAAGGUGUUUCUUGUCUUUUAACUCCUCCCAUCUCUCCUCCCGCUCCUCUCUCCGUCUGCCCCCCCCCCCCCCCCCCCCCCACUCUCCACUCUCCACUCUCCAUAGGACUAACUGGUGUUGCCUGUGUGCAAACAUGUUGUCCAGAAACACUCCGUAGGACUCUGAGGUCAGAUCCUACAUCGGUGUCGGGAGGCGUGUGUGUUAGACCAGGAAAGCUGAGUGUCGCCAAGCGACUCGGGAGUUUUUACUUUUUGUUUUUGUAACAUUAAAACAAAAAAAAAGACUAAUUCCUGGUUUGCAGGCAACACUUCAGCUUUCAAAUGUUUGUUUAGAGUGCUUUGUAGAUGUGCGUGCGUGCGUGUGCGUAAUCAACUCUAGAAUCUCUCGUCUAACUCAGUCCUAUAUAGAUAUAAUCAGUAUAUCGAUAUGUGGCUCCAAGCUUCAUAGAAUCCAGUAGAAAAUGGCUGUUUUUCUGAUUGCCUUAAUGCCACUCUGUAAAUACCACAACGUUUCCUCGUACCAAAGAAAGAUAAGCGAAACCUUCACUGUGGGGUUUAUCCGAUGAGAAGAGAAGCAGCACAGAGGACGUCGAGUGUUUUAAGCAAACAGCUUGAAAAGCUUUCGUUUUUAAAACUGUGCAGCUACGACCAUCCUGAACGAACCAUCCCGAAAAUAACCCCGGAAAAAACCGGCUCUGGUCUUGAUUGAAGUGCCCACUGAUACUCGAUGCCUUAGAUGCCCAAGAUGAGAACGCACACACACACGUUUUCACGUUAAGAAAAAAAAGCACUGAUACACUUUAAAGGUCGAUUUCUGUCUUAAAUAUACAUAAACAUCCAAACCAGACGUACUGCAGGAUUUAUGAGAACCAGAUUCAUGAACGUAAGUUUUUGGAAUUGGUAAGAAUUUGAAAAUGAAAUGAGAUAUUUAGAGUUUCUCGUAUUUGCUUCAUCAUCGUUCAAAAGCCUUACAAUGUGGAAAAUAUUUCUUUUUUUUUUUUUUUUUUUAGAUAUUACUACAACCUUCAACAGUUUGUUUUAAAAUGUGUGAGUUUUCUUUUUUUUUUUUUUUUAAUCAGACUGAAUCUGCCUGAAAAAAAAAAAAAAAACAAACCCAAAACUUUGAAACUAUUGAUGGAAAGUUUAAGGAAUGCGAACGCACAAGUGAAGUAGUUUUAAACUGUGGUUUGGUUAUUGUGCGGAGAGAAAAAAAGAGGAGUAACCACAGAUCAGGUGCUUGCAGCUUCACUGCUGGAAGGAACAAAGACGAGGAGAAGGAAGGAAGAAUGGAUUCCGUGUGAAGUCCUGCACGUUUAUGGAAAAAAAAAAUAAGUUCAGGUUGAAGCAUUUUUAUCAUUUUCAGGCGUAUUCAUUCCGGUUUUUUGUGCUGAGAACCUGCGAAGCCGAGAUUCUAACAAAGCUCGUUCACGUCUUUUAAAACAACUUUUUGUUGAAGGGUUUGAAUGUAUUCACUUCACACAACCUUCUCCUCAGCGCAGAGUCCUCAGACGAGAGAUGUUGAAUACUGCAUUCAACCCCUUUUCUUCUCUUUCUUUGUAGCUCUUUCUCUCUCUUUUUCUUCUCUCUCUCUCUCUCUCUCUCUCUCUCUCUGCUGAAGGAAGUUUUCCUACCUCUGUGACAGUCGUCUCAUCACCAUCACCUCCUCGUCAGUCCUCCUCACUGCAUCUUCUCGGCCAUCCGUCCGUCGCUCCAUCUGUUGUGUGCAACGAUAGAAAUGAGGUUGUUUUUUUUUUGUUUGUUUUUUUUGUACUCUCUUAUUAACCCUUCCAGGAAAAACCAAAGCCUUUUGCCGCCGUAGAGGAACUUUUAGCUGCUUUUACAUUAUUAGGUGCCUUUCCGCUGUAGUCCGCAGUCGCCCGUCGGUCCGUCUCUGCUCGCUUUCGUUCGAUAUAGGUACAAAGUCCCUGCAGCUGAGGAGAGACUGAGAGAACGGAGAAGUUACCGAGGGGGGGGGAAAAAUGAAUGUAAAAAGAAAAAAAAAACACACACAAUCAACAAACUAAUUGUAAAGCAUUUGCAC